Molecule: messenger RNA, 1168 nt
Organism: Odontomachus brunneus
Lineage: Eukaryota; Metazoa; Arthropoda; Insecta; Hymenoptera; Formicidae
Product: WD repeat-containing protein 61
Exons: 8
Coding region: 126-1100 (324 amino acids)
Cellular component (GO): Cdc73/Paf1 complex
Molecular function (GO): protein binding
Source: RefSeq, a predicted model, not a curated record
AAUUUCAGCACUGGCAGUGAAUUUCGGAACGCAGCCUGUAUCAGUUCAGCAGUGCAGCUACAAAGAACAGGCUUAAGUUUUGUGUACAUGUGGUUUUAAUUCAUUGGAGAUUUACGUACGCUAAAAUGUAUUCUUUAACUCAUAAAAUAGAAAAUGCUCACGAAGACAGUAUAUGGACUUGUGCAUGGGCUUGCCCAAAGAGGAAGAAGAAUAUUCAACUUGACAAUGAAGAUUCACAUGACUCCAUCCAAUCUAAUGAAGAAGAAACAGUGGAGUAUCUUGUGACAGGUUCUGUGGAUGAUUCUGUAAAAGUAUGGGUGCCACAAGAUGGUACUUUGAAGAUGAAACAUAAAUUAACUGGACAUUCUUUAGGGGUGGUAUCCAUAGCUGUUAGUUCAGAUGGAUCGAAAUGUGCAUCUAGUUCACUUGACUCAAGUUUGAGAUUAUGGGAUUUACAAUCUGGCGACAAGUUGUCAAACAUUGAAGUUGGCCCAGUGGACAUUUGGACUGUAGUCUUUUCUCCAGAUGAUAAAUUUGUUGUAUCUGGUAGUCAUGCUGGUAAAAUACAUUUAUACGGAGUUGAGAGUGGCAAACAAGAGCAGACAUUAGAUACCAGAGGUGGAAAGUUCACUUUGAGUGUUGCUUAUAGUCCUGAUGGUAAAUAUAUUGCAAGUGGUGCAAUUGACGGAAUUAUUAAUAUCUUUGAUGUUACUUAUGGAAAAGUUUUGCGUACGCUAGAAGGUCAUGCAAUGCCUAUCAGAUCACUGUGUUUCUCACCAGACUCUCAGUUGCUUUUAACAGCAUCUGAUGACGGACAUAUGAAACUGUAUGAUGUCAAGGAUGCAAAUUUAGCAGGAACAAUGUCGGGGCAUGCCUCUUGGGUACUUGGCGUAGCUUUUUCACAAGAUGGACAACAAUUUGCAUCGAGCAGUUCCGAUCACACAGUUAAAGUCUGGGAAUUAGCACAAAGACACUGUUUGCAUACAUUUAGGGAACAUAAUGACCAGGUAUGGGCGGUAAAAUAUAAUCCACAAAGGAAUAACGUAAUCGCGUCAGUGUCCGAAGAUAAAUCUAUCAAUUUGUAUGCAUGUCCAAUGUAAAAUAAGUAAAUGUGUCGCAGUGUGAGUAUGUGUGUGUACAAAAAGGUGAAUAAAUAUUUUAUAUCUAC